Prunus armeniaca (apricot) is the source of this 891-nucleotide messenger RNA. The record is from the annotation of a GenBank genome assembly. Lineage: Eukaryota; Viridiplantae; Streptophyta; Magnoliopsida; Rosales; Rosaceae.
AUGGGAGCGUCGCUCUCGAACCUGACGGAGGGGACGAACGGGUCGGGUCAUGGACCGGGUCUUGGAGACAUACCCGAGAGCUGCGUGGCCUGCGUGUUCAUGUACCUGACUCCGCCUGAGAUUUGCAACCUUGCGAGGCUCAACAGGGCUUUUCGUGGUGCGGCGUCGUCUGAUUCUGUUUGGGAAUCCAAGUUGCCCCCAAAUUACCAUGAUCUACUCGAUUUGUUGCCUCCUCAGAUGUACCAGAACCUCUCCAAGAAGGACAUCUUUGCUUUGCUAUCUCGCCCUAUACCCUUCGACGAUGGCAAUAAGCUGGUAUGGAUAGACAGGGUCACAGGAAGGGUUUGCACGUCGGUUUCCGCGAAGGCCAUGGCCAUCACGGGGAUUGAAGAUCGCCGAUACUGGAACUGGAUUCCUACGGAAGAAUCUAGGUUUAAUGUGGUGGCUUAUUUACAGCAAAUAUGGUGGUUCGAAGUGGAUGGGGUGGUGAAGUUCCCUUUUCCAGCUGAUAUCUAUACACUUUCUUUCAGGCUUCACAUUGGAAGAUUUUCAAAAAGAUUGGGACGGCGUGUUUGCAAUUUUGAGCACACCCAUGGUUGGGAUAUAAAGCCAGUACGAUUUGAGUUAUCAACUUCAGAUGGACAGCAAGCAUCAUACGAAUGCUGCUUGGAUCAAAUCGAACACGAUGAUGCAUAUGGAAAUCAUAAGCGUGGGUGCUGGGUUGACUACAAGGUUGGUGAAUUUACUGUCACCGAUUCAGAUCCUGUAACAGAAGUUAGAUUUUCCAUGAAGCAGAUCGAUUGCACUCAUUCCAAAGGUGGGCUAUGUGUGGAUUCUGUUUUUAUUGUCCCCAGUGACUUGAAAGGGCGGAAAAGGAGAGUUUUGAAGUAG